Molecule: messenger RNA, 339 nt
Organism: Penicillium arizonense
Lineage: Eukaryota; Fungi; Ascomycota; Eurotiomycetes; Eurotiales; Aspergillaceae
Product: putative C2H2 finger domain protein
Exons: 3
Coding region: 1-339 (112 amino acids)
Molecular function (GO): nucleic acid binding; zinc ion binding
Source: RefSeq, a predicted model, not a curated record
AUGGGUGCUCUCAGAAGAAUCAAGACCAAGCGUCGCACAAGAGACUACGACCAGGUCCUCCGGGAUAUCGACUCGCCCCGUCACCUCGAGAUCUUCAAGGAGACCAAAGAUGCUGAGGAUUUGCCUGGUCUAGGCAAGCACUACUGCCUGGAGUGCGCCAAGUGGUUUGAGAGUGAUUACAACCUCAAGGCACACACCAAGGGCAAGAACCACAAGAAGAGACUCAAGAUCCUCAAGGAAGAGCCUCACAGCCAGGAACUCGCCGAACGUGCCAUUGGACUCGGUGUCCCGGACAACGGCAAACGAUCCAAGGAGAACCCCGACGCGAUGGAGGAUUAA